AUGGAGCUUGACUUAGAAGAUGAAUUGCGAAGAUGUAUGAUGGAAUUGGAUGAUUCUAUGGAAGAAGGAAGAUUUUAUGGUGACGGUUUCUUUGUUAAUGAGUUUCAUGAAAUGAAGGAAUAUCCAGCCAGAUUUAAAAGAUACACAAGAAUGUACUUAAGCUCGUUUGAGUAUUUGUUGGAUUUACUCGAGCCUGAAAUUACUCCGCAAACUAGUAGACCCACCGAUAUUUGUGCUGAGCAACGUCUAGCUAUAACAAUAAGGUACUUAGCGACCGGCGAUCAAAUAAGCUCAAUUGCUCAAGUCUACAAAGUUGGCGAAUCAACACUGUCUAGAAUAAUUAAACAUACUUGUGCCGCAAUCUCUAGAGUUUUAUGUCCCAGAUAUUUAAGGUUUCCUACGGAACCUAUAUGGCAUAAUAUUAGUAAAGGUUAUCAUCAGAGAUGGAAUCUACCUCAUUGUUUAGGUGCCGUCGACUGCAAGCACAUUCACAUAGAAGCUCCUCCUCAUUCCGGCUCUCUCUUUUAUAAUUAUAAAAAAACUUAUAGUAUUGUUAUGAUGGCAGCAUGUAAUCACAGGUACGAAUUUACCAGGGCAAAUAUAGGAUCUUUUGGCGGAGAAAGCGACGGUGGGGUUUUUUCGAGGAGUGCUUUCGGCAGACACCUAAUAGCCGAAACUUUGCCGAUUCCACGGAAUUACACGAAUUUGCCAGGAUCAAAUAUUAAAGCACCAUAUUAUUUUAUCGGCGACGAUGCGUUCGCUUUGAGAACUGAUUUUAUGAAGCCGUAUUCUGACAGAAAUCUGACUCAAGAACAACAAAUAUUUAAUUACAGAAUUUCUAGAGCAAGGAACUGCAUUGAAUGUGCUUUUGGAAUUUUAGUUAGGCGGUGGCAAGUGUUAAAAGGGCGAAUAGCAAUCCAUCCAAACGCCGUAGACAAUAUUGUUCUAGCCUGUGUAUGUUUACACAAUUUUGUAAUGUCUAGAACACAAGCACAAGAAAGAACUUGUGAUGAUGCUCAGCAAGGACGCCAAGUUGUUGUCGAACAUGAACCAAAUGUUGCACCGGCAGCUGUUCAGCUUCGUCAUGACUUAACUAGAUAUUUCAUGAGUCAAGAAGGUCAGGUUCCAUGGCAACUUGAUUACGUUAAUCGCGGUAGAAAUCAAGAAGAUUAG
This is a messenger RNA of Phymastichus coffea, 1173 nucleotides long. RefSeq lists its product as uncharacterized. The transcript has 3 exons. Lineage: Eukaryota; Metazoa; Arthropoda; Insecta; Hymenoptera; Eulophidae. The coding region runs from base 1 to 1173 and encodes 390 amino acids. The record is from RefSeq and is a predicted model, not a curated record.